CGAGAUUGUGCAAUCCACCUGGACGCUUUCAUUCAGCCGCCCCCUGUCGCAGUGUCGGCAGGCCGAGUGCACCCGACCGGCGCACGCCCCAUCCAGCCUCGAAUUCGUCCGAACGUCUUCGUGUCUGACCCUCCCGACGGAAGGCACGACCAGACCCGUCUGGUCAAUCUGGCCCGUGGGAGGGCCGAGGCACACGGGGCGUUGGCUCGACAAGGAGAACUGGCUGGUGCGCCAGCAGUCAGGCAGCUGAGGUUUGUUCUCGGCUUUGUGCCGAUCUGA
This is a messenger RNA of Protopolystoma xenopodis, 279 nucleotides long. Lineage: Eukaryota; Metazoa; Platyhelminthes; Monogenea; Polystomatidea; Polystomatidae. The record is from the annotation of a GenBank genome assembly.